This is a messenger RNA of Ahaetulla prasina, 3179 nucleotides long. RefSeq names its product zinc finger protein 711 (gene ZNF711). Lineage: Eukaryota; Metazoa; Chordata; Lepidosauria; Squamata; Colubridae. The transcript is spliced from 8 exons. The record is from RefSeq and is a predicted model, not a curated record. Gene Ontology annotation, molecular function: RNA polymerase II transcription regulatory region sequence-specific DNA binding; DNA-binding transcription factor activity, RNA polymerase II-specific; metal ion binding. Gene Ontology annotation, cellular component: nucleus. Bases 503 to 2839 code for a protein of 778 amino acids. Gene Ontology annotation, biological process: regulation of transcription by RNA polymerase II.
UGGGUUUUGUCUUUUUUUGUUUGUUUCUCGCGCGCCGCCCUCCCGCUUUUUCCCCACCCGUCGGGUGGUUUUCGCUCCUGGCUUUUGUUCGCCCGCUUUCCUGUCUCCUCCCCUCCCUUCGACUCAGGGAAAGAAGCGGGCGCCGCGGAGCCUCACUCCCCCUCCGCGCGCAUGCUCCCUGCAAAGAAAAAAAGUGGGGGGGGAAGAAAGGCAACCCAGGGGACGACGCGCCUGGGUGACGUGUUCCGGCGGCGGCUGUUCGCGAGGACGGCGCAGGGGGGAAACAGGGAGGGGGGAAAGAGGGAGCGCGCGCGGGCGAGGGAGAAGGCCGCGCGCGCUCCCGCCCGCCUGCCGUUUCCUAGCCCGAGCCUGUGAUUGGUGCAGGCCUCGGACCUGGCGGACCUCGAAUGCCAGGCCCCGAAAACUGGCAGCCGAGGCGGCCCGAGCUUCCUCCGGCCUCCACCCCCGCUCGGGCCCGAGCCCGCCCGGCGAAGUGGCUGGAAUGGCUGGUACUGCUCAUAUUGAUGGAGAUCACAUUGUGGUGUCAGUCCCUGAAGCUGUACUGGUUUCAGACGUUGUCACGGACGAUGGGAUCACCCUUGAUCAUGGCUUGGCAGCUGAAGUUGUCCAAGGACCUGAUAUCAUAACUGAAACUGACGUUGUAACAGAAGGUGUGAUAGUCCCGGAAUCUGUCCUGGAAGCAGAUGUUGCUAUUGAAGAAGCAUUAGAUACCAGUGAUCAUGUUUUAACUUCCGAUUUAAUCACUGAAACCGUUAGAGUGCCUGAUCAAGUUUUCGUGGCUGAUCUUGUUACGGGUCCUGAUGGACACUUGGAACAUGUGGUGCAAGAUUCAGUAUCGGGACCUGAUUCCCCCACGAUGGUAUCCGAAGAAGUUCUUGUGACAAAUUCAGAUACCGAAACUGUCAUUCAAGCAGCCAGCACCGUUCCUGGAUCCACAGUUACCAUCAAGACUGAGGAUGAUGAUGAUAGCAAGAGCACGUCUGAAGACUAUUUAAUGAUAUCUUUGGAUGAUGUUGGGGAAAAAUUAGACCACAUUGGAAAUACCCCUCUAAAAAUCAGCACUGAGGUUUCACAUGGUGACGUAUCUAAAGAUGAUGGGUUUGGCUCUGAAGUUAUUAAAGUUUACAUAUUUAAAGCCGAAGCUGAGGAUGAUGUGGAAAUAGGGGGAACAGAGAUUGUAACAGAGAGUGACUUCCACAAUGGACACUCUGUCGCUGGAGUUCUAGAGCAAGGCAGUGUUGGUAGAGUCCAGCGAGAGAAGAUGGUUUAUAUGGCUGUUAAGGAUUCCUCCCAAGAGGACGAAGAUAUUAGCUGUGCUGAAAUAGCAGAUGAAGUUUACAUGGAGGUAAUUGUUGGUGAAGAGGAAGCCUCCUCCCUUCCUGAUGCACAGCUUGAAGACGCCGGUGUGAAUAAAACUUUUGUCCCGGUUGCCUGGGCUGCUGCUUAUGGGGAUGAUAGAAGACUUCCUAGGAAAUAUGAAGACUGUCAAACACCAGGAACAAACUUAGAUGCAAGAUUAGAGAACAAGAAUGGUAACACAACUCAGUAUCUCCAAAUCUGCGACAGCAUUAAUACGAACAGAUUGCUUAAGCAGAAGACCAAGAAAAGGAGAAGAGGUGAAGCCCGCCAAUGGCAAACAGCUGUUAUAAUAGGUCCCGAUGGACAGCCCUUGACAGUCUAUCCUUGUCACAUAUGUGGGAAAAAAUUCAAGUCCAGGGGAUUCUUGAAAAGGCAUAUGAAAAACCACCCAGAUCACAUGAUUAAAAAGAAAUACCAGUGUACAGACUGUGACUUCACAACCAACAAAAAGGUCAGCUUCCACAAUCACUUGGAAAGCCAUAAGCUGAUCAACAAAGGGGACAAAACGCACGAAUUCACAGAGUACACCAGGCGCUACCGAGAAGCCAGCCCGUUGAGUUCCAACAAACUCAUCUUGCGCGAUAAAGAACCCAAACUGUACAAGUGCAAAUAUUGCGAUUACGAAACCGCGGAGCAAGGCCUGCUGAACAGGCACCUGCUCGCGGUUCACAGCAAGAACUUCCCCCACGUUUGCGUGGAGUGCGGGAAAGGCUUCCGCCAUCCUUCGGAGCUGAAAAAACACAUGAGGACCCACACGGGGGAGAAGCCUUACCAAUGCCAGCAUUGCGUCUUCCGUUGCGCGGAUCAGUCCAACCUGAAGACGCACAUCAAAACCAAGCACGGGACGGACCUGCCCUUCAAAUGCGAACACUGUCCACAGGCCUUCCCCGACGAGAAAGAGCUUCAGCAGCACACGGAGCUCUUUCAGGGGCACAAGACCCACCAGUGCCCGCACUGCGACCACAAGAGCACCAACUCCAGCGACCUAAAGCGCCACAUCAUCUCGGUUCACACGAAAGACUUCCCUCACAAAUGCGAGGUCUGCGAGAAAGGCUUCCACCGCCCCUCGGAGCUCAAAAAGCACAGCGAAACCCACAAAGGGAAAAAGAUCCACCAGUGUCGGCACUGCGAGUUUAAGACUUCCGAUCCUUUUGUACUCAGCGGGCACAUCCUCUCCGUUCACACCAAGGACCUGCCUUUUAAAUGCAAACGGUGUAAGAGGGGGUUCCGGCAGCAGAUGGAACUCAAGAAGCACAUGAAGACCCACAGCGGCAGGAAAGUCUAUCAGUGUCAGUAUUGCGAAUACAGCACGACGGACGCCUCGGGAUUCAAGCGGCACGUCAUAUCGAUACACACGAAGGACUACCCUCAUAGGUGCGAGUAUUGUAAAAAGGGCUUCCGGAGGCCUUCGGAGAAAAACCAACACAUAAUGAGGCAUCACAAAGAGGCCCUCAUGUAGCAUCGGCGCUGCGGAAGACAAUGUUGAUAGGGGAAGGAAACUCUCAUGAACUGUUUCUCCUGGUUUCAAAGCUUGCUCUUAAACCAUAACUUUGCAUUCUUUGUAUUAAAAGUCUUAAAAGUAUUACGGUCGACUGGGUGUCUCAUAGCCCUAUGAUUGUCGCUUAUAGGAACCUAACGAGCACUAUAAACGCGGAGAGAAUGAAUGUUUUUGAGAAAGCUGCAGAAAGAGACCUUGAAUGUCUUCUGUUAAUUAGAAAGCGUUACACGUUAUGAAGCGAAAGAAAUACUAAGUCCAUUCCCAUAACUCUUUAUAUCAAUAACGCCAUAUGUCACCCUAA